Molecule: messenger RNA, 1041 nt
Organism: Drosophila eugracilis
Lineage: Eukaryota; Metazoa; Arthropoda; Insecta; Diptera; Drosophilidae
Gene: Coq3
Product: ubiquinone biosynthesis O-methyltransferase, mitochondrial
Exons: 4
Coding region: 91-975 (294 amino acids)
Biological process (GO): ubiquinone biosynthetic process
Molecular function (GO): 2-methoxy-6-polyprenyl-1,4-benzoquinol methyltransferase activity
Source: RefSeq, a predicted model, not a curated record
AUCCCCUUAAAUGUUACGCCCCUGUUUUUGCCAGUUGCAGCAAAACAAAGUCAGCUGUUUUAUUAUCAAAACUUGUUGUUGCCGUCAAAAAUGCUGCGAAAUUCAUUGUUUGCAAGCGGCAAGCUGAGGAAGUCCCUGGCCUGUGUUCUGGCCCGAAAUUUGCCCAGGAAUAACAGCACAGCACCGUCUCUGGAUGCCGGCACUCAAAAGGAAGUUCGCCACCAUGAGAAUCAUGCCUCUGAGUGGUGGAACCAAAACGGAACCAUGGGUGCUCUCCAUGCCCUGAAUGAGAUAAGAAUCCCGAUUUUUAGGGUUCCCUUUAUCAGAGAUGGCAUCGUUUCGCGCGGCACAGUGAAGCCUGGUUACGUAAAUACAACCAGAGUGUUGCGCGGUCAGAAUAUUUUAGAGGUAGGAUGCGGUGGUGGACUUCUUACGGAGCAACUGGCGCGCCUUGGUGCCCAGGUAACGGGCAUAGAUCUUGGCGAGAAGUUAAUAGAGGCUGCUCGCGAUCACCUCAAUUUAUCUAGUCCAGAACUGGCUACCAAUGUGGUGUACAAAAUGGAGCCUGUGGACCAGCAUGCAAAGUCCAAUUGUGAAUGCUACGAUGCUGUAAUAGUAUCCGAAGUAUUGGAACAUGUCGACGAUAAAGUGGCCCUGCUCGAGGCCAGUGUGCGAACCCUUAAGCCUGGAGGUUCAAUUUUCAUCACCACCCUGAACAAGACCAUACCCAGUUGGUUCGGUGGCGUAAUUCUAAGCGAAUAUGUUCUACAUCUAGUCCCCAAGGGAACGCAUCACUGGGACAAGAUGAUUUCACCCUUAGAUGUUCAGCGUAUCUUGGAUACGAUGAACUGUCAAACGGUCCUAGUGAAUGGAAGUACUUACGACUUUUGGAGCAACACCUGGCGGUGGAUAAACAACACCCAAAUGUGCUAUGCCCUGCAAGCGGUAAAACAACCACUAAGCGAAUCAAAUUGAACCGUAAUUUUUAUUAAACUAGUAGCUAGGGUAGUAACUAACAACUAAAGAGUUAACUAAUCCUCA